AUGGUGAAUGAAAUUAAGAAAACUGAGGAUAAUGUCAUCAGUACAUUAGGUGACAUUAAACAAACAGUUUCAGAUUUUACGGACAUGUUUGCAGGCAUGAAGGAGAACAUAACCGAUGAAAUGUUAAAGAGAAGUGACGAGAUAAAAAAGAGAGAAGAAUCCUUCAAGAAAUUGUUUGAUGAGACAAGAACCCACCUCACGAGUGACAUGGAAGCUAAAAGAGAAGAACUUACUCAAUUACAAGGAAAACUUGAACGACCUCCGAUCGCUUUCCAUGCACAUUACGUGACAGAUUUGGUUCUUGAUACUUCAGAUAAGAUAAUUAUAUUUACGAAAAGUGUGAUUAACGAGGGAACAGGUUACGACACUUCUACUGGGAUAUUUACAACACCUGUUGGAGGACUGUACCAGUUUUCUGUGCAUACAUGUGCUUUUAAUAAGAAAUAUGCCUUUAUUGGUCUUGUGUUGGAAGAUAACGUUAUUGCAGCAAGUUCAAACUAUGAUGAGGAUUAUUACACCUGCAGUACUUUUGGAGCAAUAGUCAGAGUAAAACCAGGAGAAAAAGUUUGGGUCAAAUCAACAUCGUCAAGUUCUAACCGCCAGCUAUAUCAAGACGCAAUAACGAUUAACACAUUUAGUGGUGUGCUUGUCAAUAACUGA
Ruditapes philippinarum (Manila clam) is the source of this 660-nucleotide messenger RNA. RefSeq names its product complement C1q tumor necrosis factor-related protein 5-like. The transcript has 3 exons. Gene Ontology annotation, molecular function: protein binding. The record is from RefSeq and is a predicted model, not a curated record. Lineage: Eukaryota; Metazoa; Mollusca; Bivalvia; Venerida; Veneridae. Bases 1 to 660 code for a protein of 219 amino acids.